Saccoglossus kowalevskii is the source of this 1267-nucleotide messenger RNA. RefSeq names its product TNF receptor-associated factor 2-like. Gene Ontology annotation, molecular function: zinc ion binding; tumor necrosis factor receptor binding. The record is from RefSeq and is a predicted model, not a curated record. Gene Ontology annotation, biological process: signal transduction; regulation of canonical NF-kappaB signal transduction; regulation of apoptotic process. Gene Ontology annotation, cellular component: cytoplasmic side of plasma membrane. Lineage: Eukaryota; Metazoa; Hemichordata; Enteropneusta; Harrimaniidae.
UUGAUAGUCUCAUCAUGCCCAAUGUCCCAAGUUCUUGAUUGUUUGCAAGUUCUGUGGAAAGCAGAAUAUUCCAAGAGAAAAGAUUCUGGAACACACUGACCCUGAAAGAGGUGACUGUGAAAGAAAGGUUGGUCCUUGUUUGUACCAGAAAGUUGGUUGCGAGGAACUGGUGGAAGUUGAGAAAAUGCCCCAGCAUUUGGAAACAACUGUUGUAAAGCAUCUUGAUUUGAUUCGUGAUAAAGUAUCCAAUGUGAGUGAUGAAUUUGCAACACUGAAGGUGAAUCUUGAUGUACCAGCACUAUCCCAGAAUGUGAAAAGUAACGCCGACCGAAUCGUGAUAGUAGAACGUGCUGUUCAGAAGGUGGAACAAGACUUGGUUGAUGUGACCACUAGGCAGCAAGGUCAACAACCUACAAGGGGUGUACAAGCUAUCAUCGAUAAGCAGUCUCGCUCAAUUGAAGAAUUGAAGGCCAAGACCAUUGUACUUGACACUAAGGUAUCUACGUAUGAAGGGAUUGUUGCCGUACUCAACGGUCAGAUUGAGAGAGAUGCUAAUGUUGUGCAGGCCAUGGAGAGAGAGCGGAAACAAGACCGAGAUCUGGUGGAAUCUUUAGAGAGAAAGAUCAAAUCUCAAGAUCGCAUCAUCGCACUGAAGGAUGUCGCCUUAGCUGAGCAAGAUCUAAGAAUUCAGUCUCUGGAGAUGGCAUCUUACGAUGGUGUACUGGUUUGGAAAAUCUCUGACUUCAAUCGUAAAAGAAAUGAUGCCUUAUCUGGUCGCACUACAUCCAUCUACUCACCGUGCUUCUUCACCAGUCGUCAUGGUUACAAGAUGUGUGCCCGAGUAUAUCUGAAUGGAGAUGGAAUGGGCAAGGGAAACCAUGUCUCCCUGUUCUUUGUCAUCAUGAGAGGCACAUUUGAUGGGUUGCUGAGAUGGCCAUUCAGACAAAAGGUAACAUUCAUGCUUUUGGAUCAAAACAACCGAGAACAUGUCAUUGAUGCAUUUCGUCCGGACCCUACAUCAAAUUCCUUCAAGCGUCCUACUGGCGAUAUGAAUAUUGCCAGCGGCUGCCCUUUAUUCAUGCCUCUGUCUCAACUGGAGAGCAGUCGUCAUGCUUACGUAAAAGACGACUCUAUGUUUAUCAAGGUGAUCGUAGACACUACAGAUUUAAAUUAAGUUGUUCGUAUCCAUAUGGCUCUUUUUUGGGGAUUCAUUAUGCUGGAUUGUGUACUUGUUCCUUUGUAAUCAUGUUCAUUAAAGCAAGGCACA